UGUUCAAAUAUGCAGUGUGCUGGACUGUGCUUCAUCUUCUAGCUGACUUCAGCUGUGAAACACUUUGUGCAUCAAAGGAGCACAGUUUGAAGAACACAGUCAUGGUGCUACUGACAGGGGAUGUGCUGUUCUCUGUGGCCAUAGCUUUGGUCAUCUUCCUACUCCUGGUGGACCUGAUGCACCGGCGCCAACGCUGGGCUGCUCGCUACCCACCAGGCCCUAUGCCAAUGCCCGGGCUGGGCAACCUGCUGCAGGUGGACUUCCAGAACCCAUCAUAUUCCUUCUACAAGCUGCAGCACACAUUUGGGGACGUGUUCAGCCUGCAGUUUGCCUGGACUCCAGUGGUUGUGGUCAAUGGGCUGGCAGCAGUACGGGAGGCUCUGGUGACCCUUGGUGAGGACACCUCAGAUCGGCCCCGAGUGGCCACCAACGAACUAAUGGGCUUUGGACCGAGAUCCCAAGGAGUUAUUGGGGCUCCCUAUGGACCCGCCUGGCGUGAGCAGCGGCGCUUCUCUGUGUCCACCCUGCGCAAUUUCGGCCUCGGCAAGAAGUCUCUGGAGCAGUGGGUGAAUGAAGAGGCCGCCUGCCUCUGUGAUGCUAUCGUCAACCAUGCCGGGCAGCCCUUUCGUCCCAAUGCCCUGAUGACCAAAGCUGUGUGCAACGUGAUCUCCUCUCUCAUCUAUGCACGCCGCUUUGAGUAUGAUGACGCCACUGUGAUCAGAUUGAUAGAACUGAUGGAGGAUGGCAUGAGGAAGGCCAAUGGCUUGCUGCUUCAGGUAGUGAACGCAGUGCCAUUUCUCACGCGCAUCCCAUGGGUGGCUGCCAAAGCCCUGCCCUCACAGAGGACAAUUUUAGCUAUAAUUCACAGUCUGUUGACUGAGCACAACACAACCUGGGACCCAGACCAGCCACCCCGUGAUCUGACUGAUGCUUUUCUGAAUGAAGUACAUAAGGCCAAGGAGAACUCCAAGAGCAGCUUCAAUGAUGAGAACCUUCGUCUACUCGUAUCUGAGCUGUUUUUUGCAGGGAUGCUGACCACGUCAAUCACAAUGUCCUGGGCCCUGCUGCUCAUGAUCCUGCACCCGGAUGUGCAGUACCGUGUCCAGCAGGAGAUUGAUGAAGUCAUAGGGCAGGGGCGGCGCCCAGAGAUGGCAGACCAAGUCCGCAUGCCCUUCACCAAUGCUGUGAUUCAUGAGGUGCAGCGGUUUGCAGACGUUGUCCCCUUGGGUGUGCCCCACAUGACAUCUCGUGACACUGAAGUGCAGGGCCUCUGCAUCCCCAAGGGGACCAUGCUCAUGACCAACCUGUCAUCUGUGCUGAAGGAUGAGACUGUCUGGGAGAAGCCUUUCCACUUCCACCCUGGACAUUUCCUGGACAGCGAGGGCCGCUUUGUGAAACGAGAAGGGUUCCUGCCCUUCUCAGCAGGUCCCCGCGUGUGCCUUGGGGAGCCCCUGGCCCGCAUGGAGCUGUUCCUCUUCUUCACCUGCCUGCUGCAGCACUUCAGCUUCUCUGUGCCUCAAGGGCAGCCCCGGCCCAGCGACCGUGGUGUGCUUUCCUUCCUAGUGACUCCAGCCCCAUUCCAGCUAUGUGCUGUGCCCCGCUAGAUGGAGCACUGUGGCCCCUACUUGUCCACUACACAGAUGACUUGGUAUCUAGUAAACCAGUGUUGUGACUGUCACUA
This is a messenger RNA of Octodon degus (degu), 1681 nucleotides long. RefSeq names its product cytochrome P450 2D16-like. Gene Ontology annotation, molecular function: heme binding; iron ion binding; oxidoreductase activity, acting on paired donors, with incorporation or reduction of molecular oxygen, reduced flavin or flavoprotein as one donor, and incorporation of one atom of oxygen. Gene Ontology annotation, cellular component: cytoplasm; intracellular membrane-bounded organelle. The record is from RefSeq and is a predicted model, not a curated record. NCBI's taxonomy places the organism in Eukaryota, Metazoa, Chordata, Mammalia, Rodentia, Octodontidae. Gene Ontology annotation, biological process: arachidonate metabolic process; xenobiotic metabolic process. The coding region runs from base 102 to 1604 and encodes 500 amino acids. The transcript is spliced from 9 exons.